AUGCCCAACCGCUGCUACAACGUCAACUGCACCAACAUCGACGACAACAUCAAGUCUGCAAAAUGGGACGGCCUCCCGAUCACAGGCUUGGCUGGCAAGGCCUACCUCACCUUCUACGCCGACGUCAACUGCCAAGGCAACAAAACGACGUCACUGCUUCCUCACAACGGAGGCGUCCGCGAGUUCGUGUACCCCGACGGAAUCUCCUCCUUCAUGGUGCGAUCGGAGUCCAGGAGAAGACUGCACGGAAUUGUCAACGUCUGCAGCUGGACCGGCGCCGAAACUCUCGGCGGCUACGUGGCCGAAGAACAGAACGACAGUCGUUGA
Molecule: messenger RNA, 327 nt
Organism: Phytophthora sojae
Lineage: Eukaryota; Oomycota; Peronosporomycetes; Peronosporales; Peronosporaceae
Exons: 1
Coding region: 1-327 (108 amino acids)
Source: RefSeq, a predicted model, not a curated record